UGGUGAAAAUAGAUAAUCAAGACCAAAGCAGCGGGAGCAAGAGAGUGAGAGAAAAAGGACGAGCUUUGAGAAGUGAAACAGUAGAAAGAAGGAGAAAACCUGAAUCGUAGCCGUUGUGGGGGAGUUAAAAAGAAUAAAAAAGAUCACACACCAUCUGUGGCAAAUAGGCAGAGACGGCUGUUAGCGGUAAUCGAGGGGAAGGGCCAGUUGCAAUAGCAGCAGCCGUAGCAGCAGGUUGAAGGCAGCAUCAUCCGCACGGUAGCCAACGUAGUAACAACCUUCCACCAGAAGAAAUUGUGUUUCAGAUUCCAGUGUGGAUAAGCCGACCAGCGCAGGCAGACAGUGGUGUGACAGCCCCGUUUGCCCUCUGUGACGAUCGCCAGCUGCAAGGUGGAAUAGAUCCAGCAAAUAAGUGUGCGUUAGUGCGUGUGAAGUGCGUUAGUGCCAGCGAGACAAGGACACGGUAUCCAGACACAAAGUGUGCGCCCGUUUUCCCCCUACCCGCCCUACCCCAGGACUCUCAACCGUACUGCUACGCGAGCUCCGAAACGACAAAUAUCGAUCGGACGAGUGCUGCUCAAUCGAUAGGCAUACUCGAGAUCGGUCGGCAGCAUCGCUCAGGUGUGGUGUGUGUGUGUGUGUGUGGUACAACUGUUAGCAGCGAACAGUGCGUGCGUGCGUGCGUGCUAAACGAUUCAAACAUCUCCAUCUCUCUCCCACUCCCAUCCGUCGCGUUGUGCACCAGUGCUCGUCGUCGCCUGAUCCCGCGGUUUUUGCUGCUUUUCGUUUUUCGUUCGUUCGUUCGCGUGCGGCCACCGCAUAUAUCCGCAAGUGCAAGUGCAACGAGGUGUACUCCACGUAGCAGUUGAGCAGGGAAGGAAGUCUCGGAGUAAAAUCGGAAGCAAAAGAAGCGAAGCAAUCGGCUUAGAAUUCGCGAGUGAAAACGCAGCGUUAAGAGAGUAAUACAAUCGGCACCGCUCUGCUGCUAUUUUGCGGAAGCUGCUCCUCCGGUGUGCGUGUGCGGCCUGUGCUUGUGUACCGAACCGUGUGUGUGCACGGUAGCAGUGCAGCAACAGCAGCAGUUGUAGUAGUAGUAUUAGCAGUAGUCGACGUGGUGCGUACGUGUGUGCCAUACGCGGUAGUAGACGGCUAACUGUGUGUCCAGCGCAGUCCGCCCUCCAUCUAUUCUUUUCCCGCGCGGUGUAUCAACGGAAAAUUGGUUUUCAUGAUAUCUGCUUGGAUAAAUCCCUAUAAUGAGAAGUGCGGAACUUUAAAAGUUCCCGACUCUUACUCCCAACGGAUCAUGGACAGCUAUCAUGUACAGACGCAGCAGAACAGUUACGGCAACAGCUGCACGAAUGGCACCACCGGCCGCCACGGCGGUGCCGCCGGACCAACGACGACGAUCUACACCAAUGCACACGCCUACCCGGUGGCUUCGUUCAACUACGCCACGAUGAGCUACGCGCACUCGGAGGGUGGCUCCGUGUCGCCGCCACCGUCGCCCCGCUCGAACAGCUCCAUCUCGUCGGCCUACUCGUCCGCAUCGUCCACGGCCGCCUCCCUGUCGGCGGCCUCGUCCGGCUCGUCCUCGUCGUCCGCUUCGUCGUCCUCGUCCUGUAUCUCGUCGGCCGGUUCGGAGACGGGCGCCUCCUACGAGCAUCUAGACAUCACGGCCCAGCGGUUAGCGGUGCUGUCGUUCGAGCAGGUGAUGAAGCUGAACGACGUCAUGAACGAGCCGGUGUCGAUACACGGCCGCGGCAACUUCCCGACGCUCGAGGUGAAGCUGAAGGAUCUGGUCAACAUUGUGCGCGAGAAGCUCGAGGCGGACGUCGUAGCCGGCGGUGCCGGCAUGACGGUAAAGGACAUCCGUCUGAACGGUGGCGCAGCUAGUCAUGUGUUGGCGUCCGAGCCGCAGCCAUACAACGAUCUCGAUCUGAUUUUCGCCGUCGACUUCAGCACCAGCCGGAGCUACGAUCGCGUCAAGUCGGCCGUGCUGUCCUCGCUGCUCGACCUGAUGCCGGAGGGCGUCGUCAAGCGCAAGAUCACGCAGUGCUCGCUGAAGGAGGCGUACGUCGGCAAGAUGGUGAAGGUGAACAGUGAUGGCGACCGCUGGAGUCUCAUCUCGCUCGGCAACUCGCCCGGCCACAAGAACGUGGAGCUGAAGUUUGUCGACACGAUGCGCCGGCAGUUCGAGUUCAGCGUCGACUCAUUCCAGAUCGUCCUCGACUCGCUGCUGCUGUUCUACGACUGUGCCGAGAUGCCGAUGAUCACGGAAAACUUCUACCCGACGGUGGUGGGCGAGUCGGUGUACGGCGACUUCCAGGAGGCGCUGUACCAUCUGCAGAAGAAGCUGAUCUCGACGCGCCAGCCGGAGGAGAUCCGUGGCGGCGGGCUGCUCAAGUACUGUAACCUUCUGGUGCGCAACUACGUCCCGGUGGACCCGCAGCGCAUCAAGACGCUCGAGCGGUACAUGUGUUCGCGGUUCUUCAUCGACUUCCCGGACAUUGGCCAGCAGCGCAGCAAGCUGGAGUCGUACUUGAAGAACCACUUCUUCGACGAGGGCGAGGAGCACCUGCAGCACCAGUACCUGAUGCAUUUAUUCGAGGUCGUCGAGCAGUCGACCGUAUGUCUGAUGGGACACGAGCGCCGCCAGACGCUCAUGCUGAUCGAUUCCCUUGCCAUGGAGAUCUUUUACCGCGAUCAGCAGCAGCAGCAUCAGCAGCAACAACAGUCAUCGGCCACCCUCACUCAGCAGCAACAGCAGCAGCAGCAACAGCACACCACGCUGCAGCUGCAGACGCAAAUGUCCCAUCUGUCGCUGUCUCCGCAGCAGCUCUCCCCCCAGUCGCCCACACUGAUGGCCCAUUCGCCCAACCACCAUCAGCACCAGGCGCAAACACAGCAGCAGCAAUCGCAGCAGACAUCUCCACAGUGUGCGACGUCGGCACAGCAAGUACAACAGUCUCAGCAGUCGCAGCAGCCACAGACGCAACAACAGACGACUGCGAUCGCCCAGACCCAGGCCAUCGCGCUGGCACCGCAACCGGGCCUGCUGUAUGCGAACGGUAUCUACUACGCUCCGCUCAUUCCCUACACCCAGUGCACGUGUAACAGCUGGAUAACGACGUGAUUAGUGAGCCCGCUGCCGGCGGUGGCAGGCCACAGUAGUAGCAUCAUCAGCAUUGCAGGCACCGACCUAUCGCCGGAAUUAACCGUCGAAACAUCACCAUCCACACCACCACCACCACCACCACCACCACCACCACCAACAUCAUCAUCAUCGUUAUCAUCAUCAUCCUAUCUUCCCGGUCCAUCGCAGUCCCCAGCGCUACUAGUUUCACCCUCAACAAGCGCAACGAUCACACAGGAAUGUCCUUUCACCGCCGGCUGCACGCUCGGGAGUCGCCUUUCGGCGCCCUACUUCUCAUCGCCGGCUUGCCUAGCAAGUGAUGCGGCACGAGGAUCCGGCAGACAGCAGCAACAGCCCAUCACAACCGCCACCCUUUCGAUUGUUCCGGUGGAUUUGCAGUCAUCGUCUCUGUCACCAGCCUCACCAACGGCAUCGUUGUCGUCGUCGUCGCCGUCAUCGCACCCAUCGUACGUGUACGCUGUCCCCGGCGAUCACUGCUACUACUACUAUCCCUGUCAACCAGAACUUCUGCUAGAGGAUGGUUCCGAGCGAUGAUCAUUCAAUACAUCAGUAAGCGGAGUCCUACGAGGCUGUGACUAAAACGAAGAAGAAUGCGGAAAACAGAGAUAGCAACGCAUGCCAAAAAACGUAUGCAAAACAGCCACAGUUUUGGAUGUUUGUGAGUAGAAGCGGAUGAAAAAUGGUAGGGAAUCUUCCGAACGAUUUUUAACCUUCUCUGAUAGUCGAGCUCUGUCCUGUCUCGAGGGCACUAUACAGAUGGUCACGUUCGCAAUAACGAUUCACAAUGCGUGCUUGCAGUACUGCAACUGCGUCUUGGGCGCCACCGUUUUGCGCCACGACCCUAGUGCGUAGCGUUUAAUUGAUAAGACGCAAACCGACGGACAAGCAAACACAAAACAAUAUGGCGAUCGAAUUUUUAAUACUAUGCAACUAUCAAACAAAAUUAAAAAAAGCAUAAUAUCGAAGGUAAAAGCGGGGGACGACAAAAACAGGAACAAGAUGUAGACUUUGAACAAACCUCCAACACGAAGCGAAUCAUGCAUUGGCAUGUGCGGUGAAGUAAAAGUUAGCGAAGCGGUAGAUAAAAAAACAACAACACACAACAAACAAACUAGUAGUACAAGAAACAGGAAUGGGAAUUAUAUUGCGUAGCCUACGAAUUUGAAAUAUCUGUACGUUACAAACAAAAUAAGCGGAAAUAUAAAUUUGAAGUAUUUUAUGAAAAACGCGCACCACCACCAUAAGAAGCUAAAACAAAAUAAUUAGAGUAUCUCAAAAAUGAACGAAAUUAGUGCACACAAGUCCCGGGAUUGUUGCUAUCGAUUGGUUUUGUUUGUAGAAAUGGUGCACUGUCAUCUGUUCUUGUGGCAUCUUCAGUUUGUUAUGCUCAUUUCAACACUCGAUAUCUCAUGUGGACCUGUGACUAUCAUUCGAGUGUUCGAGUGCGUUUUUUUUUUUUGCUAAACUCAGAACAAACAGAUCGCUGAACUAUCGCACCUGUUUACGUCAUUGUCCAAAGUAUCCUUACUUUGUGUGUGUGUGUUUUAAGGGGUUUCCCCACUUUCUAUUCUUGUGCGGAUCGUGCGGAGAAACGUGUUAGGUAAGGCAGAAGAAGGAAGGGCGUAAUCGGACACUGUGAUUUGGGAAGGGUGCGGGAGGAUAUUUGUGCGUCUGUUUGUACACCGCGCGAACGCGGCACAAUCGAACCGGGCAAACCACUUAACGAUAACAAGCAAUUCAACCCACAGGCUCAUUGCGCGGGAACGUGUUCAUUUCGAUGUAACUUCGAUGGUGUUUGUUCAUGUUUGUGUGUGAGUGUGUGCGUAUACAUGGCUAUUUCCGGUGUGCUAGUCUUUUCUUUAAACAUGUAUGUUGUGACGUUUGCUGUCAUCGACCCCCACCAACUUACCCGUGGGGCGAUUGGCGAAGAUCAUUGCGAUCUCUGCUUGGUGUAUGGAAUAUCGUGCCAUUGUUUUCGGACUUUGAAGUAUGCAGUGAAAGCAGAGAAUAUUUCCGUACGGGACGUAACGCACCCAUAGCUAACCAUUCGCGAUCAAUUGUACUCCAUUUUAUGUGUAAUUAAAAAUUACUACAGAGCCAAGCUAACAAACAAAACCCCACACCAGCGCAUAGAUCUGUGCAUGUACUUAUCAGAGACCGUUUUAUCCGCCCGUCUUGCAUUACCGAUCGCUGAAGCAUACGGGGGCAAAUGUUACCACUUUUAACUGAUCCCGCCGGAUGAUGGCGAACAAAACGAGUGUCCAGCACCACAACCGGCAAAUGAUGCUGUAAAUAAUUGUAAAGAAAUCACGUACUGAAGACUGCUGUUUACGUAAGAACAAAAAAAACCCAAUGCAUCACGUGGUGAAUGCAUUCAAGUGUGCGAUUGAUGAACACUAUGAUGUAUGACUGGUCUGGGUGAGUGUUCGCUCAAUUUUGGAUAUGUUUCAUCCUACUCUUUCUCUCCUUAUCGGCGAGGCAGAGUAAAGCUGUUGUAAUUAAUACAACAACAACAACAACAAAAACUACAAAAUGUACGAAAUGCGAAGGCCACAGGAUCUCACAAACGAUUUGCCGAAGCGUUACAGCGUCUAUGGGAAAAGCGUCACUUAGAGAAAGGAGUCGUUCGACCUUUUAGCGCUUCCGUGGUUGUUGUGGAUGUUGGAACUAUCGGGGAUUCGGGAAGGAUAAGAAAAACUGAGCACAGUCGCCAACACGAGCGACAGAAAACUACAGCUCCACAGAUAUACAUAUAUUUUGGAUUGCAUGUUUGUUGAGGAAGCGCUAGACUUCAUUUAUUUACCGGAGCGUCUAGCAACCUUCCCUCUUCUACCGGGACAUAGAGGGAACGUGGGGUGGGUAGCUGUGGAUGGAGAUGUACAUGGGAUGGUGUAGCAAAAAUGGUGUAGAUGGUGAAACAGAGAAGCUUAAAAAAUGAACGAUGAAAUGUGAAAAAGUAGUUAUGCAAAGUUGGCGAGAUAAUAAAAGUAACAGAUGAUGUGUAAGAAGAAAAGCAAGAAGAAGUAAAAGAAGAAAAAUGUAGAAGAAGAACAUCAGGAUGAGAAACAAAACAAAAAAAUCUAAUUACUGAGACAUGGCUGUGUUUAUUCCUCCUCACAAUUUGUUUUUAAGAUGCUAUAGAUACCAGCGAUGCGUAACGAAUGUUGAACGGGAAACGAGAGUGAAAUUCUGGCUUAGUAGUGUGAGCGUUUCUGCGGGAAAGAAGGAGUUUCGUGGUCGUUCGGUAGACAUGAAUCGAAAGCGGAAGUGGACGGAUAAGAAAAGGAGUGGUUUAAAAACGCAGAAGAUAAGCAUUAAUAAUACAACUGCGACACGAGAAACGUUCACGGAAGAUGCGCGAAGCACGAUGCUGCUGCUAAAAAAUGGAAGGAGAUCAAGAUACAAACAAACAAAACAAAACAAAAAUGGCACUAUUGUAAACGCAAGAAACCCGAUAGACUGUUGGGAUGUUGUAGGUGAUAACAUCGGCGAUAGGAGGAACACACACGACACUCAUUGUUAAUGCAUAUAUGCUUUUAAACUAAAUAUUUGUCCAAAUGUUAAUUGACUGAUGUGGCUCGUGACUUCCCGCUCCCCGCUCCCCCUCUCCUGUGUGGGGGGGCUGAGCGCUAGAGAGACAAUGAAGGGACGGGAUGGGAGUGUGCUGUAUGGGUGUUAGAAAGAGGGGAUGAACACAUCAGCAGAUUGAAACGAGAUUUCAGAAGUGUUGCAAAAAAAUGCUGGUAAAUGUACGUAUUUUACUUAACAUGUUGAAAUGUUGGCACAUUCGGUUCACGAAAAAAGGGUCCGAAAACAUCAACAAGAGAGUUAAAGAUUUGCUGUGUAUGUGUGUAUGUGUAGGUGAAGAGCAGAAGAAAAGAGUACAGUGGUAUGCGUAUACUAUUAGCCCGGAGUACGAUUGAACAUGAAGUGCGUGUUGCUGCCGUGCCAGUUACACGAAGCGAGCAGCAAAACUCACAUCAAACUUUCCAAAUAGCGCCAUGCCGAGAUAGGAAGCAAAAAGUAAGAGUUAAAAAAAUGAAUGUUACAACAUACAAAACUAUAACGCUACGGUAACAGCAAUUAAAACUACAGAGAGCAAGCAAAAAACAACAACAGAAAACAAGGAAACCUUGUAAACAACAAUUAAGUAAUGAAAAACAAGACAUACAAAUACAAAAACAUAUAAAACUAGAGCAACAGACAUAAAAACAACAGAAAAAAAUAGUAAAGUCUCAACAAAGAACACAACACAAAAAAAGUUCAUCAUAAAUAGUGUUAAUUAAAAAAAAACAACCAUACAAUGACUACUAUGCAUUAAACGAUUUAUCCAAGCUCUAUCGCGUUACGAGAGACGUGUUAGAAUAAAUCGAUGUCUUGCCAACAGUUAGGGACCGCACGAGCCUCUCUGAAAGCUCCUUGACGACUGGAAUCGGGAAACCAGAAGACGACGGACAAACUAGUAGUAGACCGACGACAAUACACACUACAAAAAGGACAUACACUUUUAAACUUCAACACUAACUUCCAACUCUCAAAUCCAUCGCUAUUCGAAAGCUUACGAAUGUUGCUAGCGGCAAGCCGGCAAGCAGGGGCCGUAUUCUUAUCAACACCUUGUUACGUCCAUUGGUUGUCGAGAAGGUGCGAGCGGGAGAGAGAGAGAGAGAGAGAGAGAGAGAGAGAGAGAGAGAGCGAGAGAGAGAGAGAGAGAGAGACGCAAACUAAGAACACAAACCGCCCGCCAGCACGAAAAUCGACCUGAUCGGUAGACAACUAUUAUUACCGUAAUUCUAUGUUUGUUUUGCUUAGUUUAUGAUACUAUGUUGAUUAAUUUGUUAGGUUAAAGCGAAUAAUCUACCACAAACGUUCAGAGAACAAACCAUACAAGCUAUGUUGUUCCAUUCGAAUAACUCUCACUCUCUUUAGAGUGGUAGUUUUUUUUUCGUCAACGGAGGUUUCAUGUUGGUCUCUCUGUACCUUUUUUUCACCUUCAUUCGAUAUGAAUUAAAACCAACGUGAAACUGGAACCGGUAACCCCGAAACACGGUGCAACGAUCCGCGCAGAAGCGCAAAAAACAACCAAAAAAGCCACGAACUUCAAUCUAAAUUACUGACUCAAAACACACUAUCGUGCUUUUUGCACUCCGCAUAGGAGAUCCUGGGUCGUCUCCGGAUUGGUCCUUGCGGAAACCCAGAGUAACAGCUUCUGGGGACACAAUAAUGAUUUUGUACAUCAUUAUUGCCAUCCUACAACGGAGAGUUGAUGCAACACUCACUCACACAUACACACACCCGGUGAUCGUGGUUAUCGGAUUAACGACUGAUUGUAAAAUCCUGAAGAGAAAUUGAUAAUUCGUAUUAGGACAACACCUUAUUUUUUGAGUUCUAUCCUACCGGGUUGGGUUAGCAAUAUCAUGUCAAGUGCGCGGAAAGAAGGCAACCAACGGGAGGGCAACUCCGAUAAAAUGCGAAGGAAGACAGCAGGAGCUCAGUGACAUGAAACGGAAUAUUAAAGAAAACGAACACACAUACAUACAAACACACUGAGCUGAAGAAAUGGAGACAGCGGGAUCAGACAAAACACACACAACACAUUUUUUGCAUUCCUUUGGUUCUUUAGUUUGUAACUUCGAUUGCUACUAAUACUGUUCACGAAACACUCUAAUCAGUAAGACCGAUGUACGGGGGUUCGGCUGGAAAAUGUAGCAAGAGAGAGAGAGAGAGAGAGACUCUUUGCAAAACACAGAAAAGUUCCCCCCGCAUGAACACUUUUUAAACUGCAAUAGACGUAAAGCUCUUGUGAGCAGCAAAAUUCCACACCUAACACUAAACGAGCAUUCAAAACAGAAGGCAGAUUACUGGAAAAUACACACAUACACGCUCCACACGCAGAAAAGAAGAACCGGGUGUUGACAGCUUGCAAAGCAACUUGAAAGGACGGCGUAAGCAAAUGUCUAAUGAAUGAAUAGCGAAGAUCAAACAGAACAAACUGAAAAGGUGUAAACGAUUCCCAACCAUCUACAAUAUUCGGUGGUAAAAGGAUUCGUUGCAAGCAAAACUAAAAAAAACAACAAACAAAACAAACAAACCCUCUUCUACCUAAUACCUUUAAAUGAAUGUGGAUAAAUCUAUGCGAAAGAUAAAUACGUAUGACUACAAACAUACAAAACAAACAAAAACAAAAAUACCAAGGCAAGGACAUUGAGAUCGUGUUAGAUUUCUGUCAAAGCGUUCUAAUCUAAUGUGAAGAGUAUAAAAAAUCUUACACACAAAAAAAAAACAAACAAACAAACAAACUAUAUUGCAAAAUGCAAGCAAAAAAAAGUACAUUAAAAAAUUGUAUGAAAAAAUGUGAAAAAAUACAUAAACUUGUGAAGUUAUUACAAACUAGAAAUAUUACUAAGAAGCAGUAGUACAGUACACAGUACCAUUAGUAAGAUGUAAGAGGCAUCCGUAUUGCGAUUUAAGGGCACGCACGUUUUCCGUUUCUGUUGCCCUCUGUCCGCCAACCCUGCUCUCGGUCCCAUUUGCCGACGAAAGGGGAAGGGUAGGUAAGGGGUGCAGCGGAGGUUGAUCGAUCGAUCGGGAGGAGUGAUUCUAUUGUUGCGACAGCAGUGUAAAAUGUUUUAAAGACAGGAACCUGAAAUCAAAACGAAAACAAAAAAGUCCAUGGCAGCGACUAUGCAGAUAUGAUUAGGAAGGGCGAAGCCGCAAACACAGAAGAGUUGGUCUCUUUCAGCCUUCAGCUUACGAAGAGAGCCUAAGAUACACAACAACGCACUGGUCUCACAGCAGUAAGUCAGCAAAAUGAUACACAACAAGAAGCCCACUUACACCAGGACGGCAACACACACAAUCUAAGCAAGCCGUGUUGUAAAAAGGGUGAAAGCUAAAGAGCGAAAUGCAGCUGAAAUAGAGUGGGAAGGAGAGACAGUAGGCAAGCUGCUGUAAAUUGCGAACGCGCGUGCUGUAAACGUAAUAUUGAUGCAAUAUUGUAUCGUAUGUGUGCGUGUUUCAUUUCUCUUCAUCUGAUCGAGAUUUGCGAUCGAGAUUGUGUCGAAUGGCAGCGUUUUUAAGUUUGGACAAGGGUGGGUUAAAAGCUAAAACAAGAGAGCAAUCGGGAAGGACGUGAGGAGAUAAAAAAGGAGCUUGAUCGGGAGUGCAUCAUGCUGCACUGUAACGGACGGUAAAAGAGUGUUUAAGUUUGUUGCUUUGAGUCUCUUGAAUCUGUUCGAUAGGUAUGCUUUAAUACGACAAGAAAAAAAAAAACAUUGUCAUAAAUUCUUCCCAUUUAUAACACAAAGAAAAUCUUCCCAACUCGUAUCGUUUCCUCUUUCUUCGACUAAUAAGACCCCUCCAAUAUUGGAACUGCUAUUCGUGUAGCAUGAUGCACUCUCGACAAUGCACCCUUCCAACAGAAUGGAAACAGGAAAAUAGGAUAUUCUGAUGCUAAAAAUAAUAAGCAGCAUUAACAACAGAAAGAUAGUGUGGAGGGAGGAAGAUCGCGCUUGCUAGUGGGUGGUGUAGAGAAAAGGAACAUAUGAAGCAUGUGUCAUUAUAUAAAACAUAAUUUAAUUUACUAUUAUUACUAUUGAAAUAGAAAUAAAGAUUAGUUUUUUUCUGAAAAAUACCAAUAAAAAUGAUAAACAAACACAAAAAACUAAAA
Anopheles coluzzii is the source of this 10820-nucleotide messenger RNA. RefSeq names its product terminal nucleotidyltransferase 5C. Gene Ontology annotation, molecular function: poly(A) RNA polymerase activity; RNA binding. The record is from RefSeq and is a predicted model, not a curated record. Gene Ontology annotation, biological process: mRNA stabilization. The transcript has 3 exons. The coding region runs from base 1226 to 3133 and encodes 635 amino acids. NCBI's taxonomy places the organism in Eukaryota, Metazoa, Arthropoda, Insecta, Diptera, Culicidae.